Molecule: messenger RNA, 2054 nt
Organism: Spinacia oleracea (spinach)
Lineage: Eukaryota; Viridiplantae; Streptophyta; Magnoliopsida; Caryophyllales; Amaranthaceae
Product: C-type lectin receptor-like tyrosine-protein kinase At1g52310
Exons: 7
Coding region: 304-1947 (547 amino acids)
Biological process (GO): protein phosphorylation
Molecular function (GO): protein tyrosine kinase activity; ATP binding
Source: RefSeq, a predicted model, not a curated record
UUCAAUCAACGACAUUAACUCUGAAUUUCUCGUAAUUGCUCGGUGCUCUUAAGAAAUUUCCAACUGCCAAACUCGUUUCAGUCUUCCGCAUUUAUGACUCUCACUGAAGCUAAAUUGCAUCCGUCAUCUCCCACCUUCCAUAUCUUGCUCUCCCGUUUCUCUGGUUCAAUUUCGAGCUGACUUAGUUUGACUGCACCAGAGUUGAAAGGGGGACGACGGACGGUAGCUUGCCGAAACCGCGAAAGUGAAUGCAAACUUGUCUUCUUCAUUCUAAGAGGUUUCUUGUUACCGUGCUUUGAUGGAAUGGAAUCAAGUCUAGUUGCGCUGGUCUUGUUUCUUGUUGCAUGUGCUUCGUUUCAGCAGCUUGCUGCUUCAGAUCCUGGUUGGGCUCGACACAGCCGAAGUUUGGUUGCUUCACAUAAAGCAGGGCAUUGCCUAUCUAAUUGGAUUGUCAACGAAAACAAGACUAAAUGCUUCAAGUGCAUAUCAGACUUGAAGUCUUGGGAUGAGUCAGAGGCCCACUGUAAGGAUCAUGGAGGACACUUAGCUUCUGUGUCAUCACUUCAGGAGUUGAAAUUCAUUCAAGAUCUAUGCAGAAUUAACGAUGAUGGCUGCUGGAUUGGGGGACGAGAAAAAUCUACAUCUGGGCAGAGUUGGACGUGGUCUGACCAUAAAUCUCAGCACAAUGAUUCUUUUUUUCCUAAGGUGCUGUCUGGGUCAAAAUGUGGCAACUUAUCAUGUAACAACAGAAGUGAUUUUUGUUCACUGUUGUCCUAUGAAGUUGUGCCCAUCAAGGCUGUAGGAUGCAACAAUUCUCAUGCUUUCAUUUGCAUGGUUAAUUCUGGAUACCAAUGCUACGGGGGACAGUGCCGCAGCAUUUAUAUAAUUAUCCUGGCAGUUAUUAGUGGGGUUAUUCUCUGUACCACAUUAGCCGUCGUGGUUUGGUUCCUUGUUUAUAAGCGGAGUAAAAGGCGUAGAAAGUCCCGCAGAGAAUCAAAUCUAGUAGCAUCAUCUUUAGUUCCUCCAUCCUGGAAGGUCUUUACAAUUGAGGAACUGAAGUCUAUUUCAAAGAAUUUUAGUGAGGGAAAUCGUCUUCCUGGAGAAUCAAAAACAGGAGGUACGUAUAGUGGUAUUUUAGCUGAUGGUUCGAAGGUGGCAAUUAAGAGGUUGAAGAGGUCUAAUUACCAAAGGAAAAAAGAGUUCUAUUCUGAAGUUGGAAGAGUUGCAAGGCUUCAUCACCCGAGUCUGGUAGCUGUGAAAGGAUGCUGCUAUAAUCACGGUCACCGCUUUAUUGUCUAUGAAUUCAUAGUGAAUGGUCCUCUUGAUAGAUGGUUGCACCAUGUUCCAAGGGGCGGUAGAUGCUUAAAUUGGCCCAUGCGAAUAAAAAUUGCCACGACCCUUGCACAAGGAAUUGCAUUUUUACAUGACAAGGUCAAGCCACAAGUUGUGCACCGAGACAUUCGUGCAAGCAAUGUACUUCUCGAUGAAGAAUACAGGGCUCAUCUAAUGGGAGUUGGCCUGGCAAAAUUUGUGCCAUGGGAAGUCAUGCAAGAGAGGACUGUAAUGGCUGGCGGGACCCAUGGAUACCUAGCCCCAGAGUUCGUGUACAGAAACGAACUUACAACAAAAAGUGAUGUGUAUAGCUUUGGAGUCCUGCUACUUGAGAUUGUGAGCGGACGUCGGCCUGCGCAGGCCGUGGAUUCAGUCGGGUGGCAGAGUAUAUUUGAGUGGGCCACACCACUUGUACAGUCACAUCGUUACCCGGACUUGCUAGAUCCUGUUAUAUCCACCAACUCAUCAUCUGAAAUUCCAGAAACAGGAGCAAUUCAGAAAGUAGUUGAUCUUGUCUAUUCUUGUACACAACACGUGCCUUCAAUGCGCCCCCGAAUGUCCCAUGUCGUUCAUCAGCUUCAGCAAUUGGUUCCAUCUGCAUCUGUUGUAGAGUAAGUUCAAAUUUAGGAAGAAUUCGAUAAAUAUGUCAAUUUUUCUAGACUGAUAGAUUGUGUUAAUCCUAUAAAAUUACUCUCUUAAUCAACAAGAAGCUUUAAGUUCAA